Messenger RNA from Cheilinus undulatus (humphead wrasse), 1039 nucleotides. RefSeq names its product membrane-spanning 4-domains subfamily A member 12-like. Lineage: Eukaryota; Metazoa; Chordata; Actinopteri; Labriformes; Labridae. Gene Ontology annotation, cellular component: membrane. The record is from RefSeq and is a predicted model, not a curated record. The transcript has 7 exons. The coding region runs from base 302 to 826 and encodes 174 amino acids.
AAGCUAUCAUACCUGGAUCAAUCAGUCACACCUGGACUGACAAAUCACACCUGGAACAUUCAGCUACACCUGGAUCAAUCAGCCACACCUGGACUGACAAAUCACACCUGGAUGAAUCAGUCACACCUGGACUGACAAAUCACACCUGGAUGAAUCAGUCACACCUGGACUGACAAAUCACACCUGGAUCAUUCAGCUACACCUGGAUCAAUCAGUCACACCUGGACUAACAAAUCACACCUGGAUCAAUCAGUCACAGCUGGAUCAUUCAGCUACACCUGGAUCAUAAAUCACCCGGACAAUGUCUUCCUCAACAUCAUCCCCAGGAGUUGGAGGUCAGAUGGUCACUCAGGUGAACAUGGUCGCCCUUGGGGUGGUUCAGAUCAUGAUCGGUUUGGUGGUGUUUUUGUUUGGGAUCCCCUUCGCACUUGAAGGGUGGUCUAUUUUGGUGACGCAUAGUGGUACAUUUGUUUGGGGAGCUCUGCUGUACAUGGUCACCGGCUCAUUAACACUGGCUGCUGGGAAAUUUUCUAACAUCUGCAUGAUGAAAGCUGCACGGAGCUUAAGCAUAUCUUCUGCUGUAACUUCACUGAUCACAGCUGUGCUUCAGUCUGUGGAUGCGUCAGUGGCACCGAGCACGGAAUUCCUGGGGGUCCUUUCUGUGUUCCACUUUCUGCAGUGUGCUGUCUCAAUCACGGUCACUGUGUUCUCUUUUUUAAUUAUCGGUGACUGUAAAUGUGACAAACAGGCUCCGACCAUCACCUUUGCCAAUGGAAACGCAUCAGUGGCUGCACAGGCUCCGCCUACUCAAGCCGAGCUCCCCUGAACAGAUGUCUGAAUGUUCAACAUAAAGUUAGAUCAGCUGAAGAGACCACUGAUUUACCAAUAAUAUAUCAUUAAAAAGAAAUGAUCAAUACCCCAUCACUGUAUGGGAUUAUGAACAUGAAUAAAUCCACUGAACAUGCUCUCUUCAUACUCUGAUCACACCACAGUGGUUAUUAAAUCUAUUAAAUUUCAUCAUCAUUCAUCUUUGAUCAGU